This is a messenger RNA of Aspergillus pseudotamarii, 2634 nucleotides long. RefSeq lists its product as uncharacterized. The coding region runs from base 718 to 2538 and encodes 606 amino acids. The record is from RefSeq and is a predicted model, not a curated record. The transcript has a single exon. NCBI's taxonomy places the organism in Eukaryota, Fungi, Ascomycota, Eurotiomycetes, Eurotiales, Aspergillaceae.
AAUAUAAUUCAGAAAACUAAUUCUGAGACAAAAGCACCCAAGAGCGCGCAAUUCUUGCGACGGAGACCCGCCCGUGCCAGUACAUCGCGACCCAAAUCUACCGUGACCCACUCGAGGGUGACCCGGUCCAGACCUUCAACGCAGCACAAGGGGUUAUCGGUUGUUAUCCCUGUUAAGCCGGACCUUAAUACUAAGGAGAAAAAACAAGGUGAGAAGAGAACGGAUAAGCGCGUUAGGGUGGAGAUUGCGAAUGAAUCACCAUUGAGCGCCAUUGAUAUCGCUAGCCAGGCAUUGCACCUGGGGGGAGCUGGGGAAUGGAAUGAUGUGGACAAUGAGCUUCAAGAUGAGCAAGAGGGUGAACAGUUGAACGAGAGGCAAACUGCGGCAAAGGACGUUCUUCCACCCGACCAUUCCCUGCCGAACGACAUCCGAGUUAGCCAAGCACGUGCGGCAUACGAAGCCGGCCAGUAUCCAACCCUCAAGGCCGCCGCUGCCGCAUGGGGAAUCUCGCAGACUAUUCUCAAGCAUCGGACGAAGGGGCCACGGCCACCACGGCGGGAGGCUGCGCAUCCCCUCCAGAAGCUGGAUGCAAUAGAUGAGGACUCGAUCAGCAAAGAGGCCCUGCGACGGGUGGAAGAGGACGACCGUCGACCGACCAAUGUGCUGCUCUGGGAGGUUGCGAAUGACCUAUACAGGGAGAAAUGUGUUCAUUUGGGCAUGGAAUUUCAGCCUAUUGGAAGCCAAUGGCCUCAGCGCUUCUUGGUCCGUCACCCGGAUUUUCGCAAGACCUGGUCGCAGGUGAUAGAAGCUAGAAAGCCUCCGCCGCGUGCUCCCCGCCCCAGUGUUUCUUCUGGCCCACAGCCGUGGCAAUUUGCGAAGGACGCCAGCUCAAUUAUGGACGAUGACUUUUCGAAGUUCGAUAUCCCAAAUACUGAGGCUGAGUGUGCUACGUACUUUCGACAGAUUCGAAGCGGACCACCUGCCACUGCUGUUCGGAUUCAGAGAUUCCUCACGCAUCUAUUAGUGGAACAGGCGAAGAGUGUCAAUAUGCUUAGCCGUGUGAGAAAGGCUCUGGAGGAACCAGAGGAGCCUAAUGAAACGGCACCCCAGGUGGCUACAAGAGGGCCUCAAAGGGAAUCGGAACGUACCCAGGGCUUCGCUGCGCCGGCGGCACCGGAGAAUCAGCAACACCCGACCACUACAGCUGCAUCUUCUCAGCCACCUCAACCAUCAUCCCAGCUACCAACCGAUGACAUACCACAAUGGCAGGAACCGCAGGUGCCCCUAAAUACCGAAAAUCCACCACCCAAGGCCAGCAUACACUUUGAAGAACGUGAAGCUAUGGCGCGCCAGGCAUCCAGCGCAUCUUUACCACCUCCUACUAAGGGCUUAGCUCAACCGCAGCCAUCACAGGACGCCUUGAACACCACAAAUUCCACACCUAUCCUUAGUAAUGCCUCUUCAAACUAUACAUCUACGCCUUCUCGUCCGUCCAUCACAACUUUUCAGCAGUUCUCUAGGAAUCACAUGUCGCAACAAUCGCAACCAUCGCAACCAUCGCAACCUCCUGACCAGCAAGAAGCUCAUGAGCUGCAGCAACCCCAGGGUACUUCUGAUCCCACGUCUGUAAUCGGUAACGCCUCAACCAAUACAGGGACGCCGUUGCAACCGUCUAUGGAGUCAUUCCAGUCGUCUUCGGCGCAAGACCCGUCACUCCCCUUGCAUGCUUUGCAUUCUCCACAAGGUCAGGAAGCUCAGCGGGAUGAAGCCACUGCAGAUUCCAAUCCUAUACUCAAUACCACCUCCCCAGCCCAUCCCUCUGAGACCUCCCAGUCAGUCCUGUCAUCAUUUCAGCCUUCAACUACCUCCAUGCCUCAGUUGCUACAUCAUCCGGAGCCCCAGCAGGCUCAGGAACCCAAGAACUCUGAGGAUGCGGCCCCGUCCUUGUCUUUGAUCAGCAAUACCCCCUCUAGUCAUGCACCUGCAUCACUUGAAACAUUAAUGUCGUCAUUCCAAGCAUACCCGACAACCCAUGUUCGGCAAUCCCCUCAAUCGCGAGAGGCUCAGGGGCCUCAAAAACCUCGAAAAUCUCAAAACCCCGCUCAGCCUCGAAAGCCCCAGCAACCUCGUGCUCGAAAUCCUCAACAGCCCAAGCCCCAACCACGCCAGCAAUCACAGCAGCCAUAUUAUCCGCAGCCACAACCACAGCAGUCGCAGCUACAGCACCAACAGCAGCAAUCACAGCAGCUACCGCAACCCGUUCAACCGCCUCAGUCACCCCAAGGUCCCAGCCGGUCAUCUAAUCAUAUGGCAAGCAGCAUGGCUCCAUUCAGUGGGUGGGGAAGUGGAGCUCUGAGUGUGACUAGUUCCAGCCCGUACCACUCAGGUAACUUUGCAACAAGUUAUGGCAGCAGUCAAUCUACCCGUCCGCAGUAUUACCCGAACGAAUACCUCCUCCGCACCGCCGUGGAUCAGUCGUCGAAGCGCCGGCGUAUAGAUGACCCGAUCCAUUCGAUCAAUCACACGGGGUUCCAGUAAAUAGUACAUAUUACAGGCUUAUAAUAUUACACGAUCUUGUAUGACUUUGCUUCUAAUUUUAAGUCAAGAUUCGUUAGUAUAGCAAUCGUAGUAAUU